AACGAUCAUUCCAAUUUCGUCAGUGGCGAUUAGCGUUCAAUCACCAGCGAUAGAGGCAGCCCAAAAAGAUAAUGAAGAGCCUUACAGAACGAUCCGCUGGGUCACUUUAUUGGUGGGUACUUGCCACGCUGUUUCUCCCGCUAGCAAUACCAGGGCUGGUGCUCAAGUUACUAACGAUGGUUAAGGAACAACGGAACGCGCGUAAUUUAAACGGAAAAGUUGUCCUGAUAACUGGGGCAAGUUCAGGACUGGGAGAAGCUUUGGCUCAUAGUUUCUUCCUUGCCGGUUGCAAAAUUGUGCUAGCCGCACGCCGCAAGGACGAACUGGAACGCGUACGAAAGGAUCUACUUGAGCUGCAUACGACCGUUCCGACGCAUCCACCAAUCAUUCUUCCGCUGGACCUUUCCGAUCUGAACAGUAUUACCGACAAGGUGCAGAGCGUGCUGGAAAUUCACGGUGCGAUCGAUAUUCUGGUCAACAAUGGUGGCAUCAGCGUACGUGGCGAUGCGCUGUCGACAGCAAUCGACGUUGACAUAAGGAUAAUGCUGGUCAAUUACUUCGGUACCGUCGCAUUGACGAAGGCAUGUCUGCCGUCGAUGAUUGCCCGGAAGGAGGGCCGCAUCGUGAGCAUUUCCAGCGUGCAAGGAAAGUUUGCCAUUCCGUACCGUUCGGCGUACAGUGCAUCCAAGCACGCCAUGCAAGCCUUUUGUGACAGUUUGCGAGCGGAAGUGGCAAAGGAUAACAUUAAAGUUACGCUGAUUUCGCCCGGAUACAUUAAUACUGCAAUAUCGAUGAAUGCACUUACCGGUUCCGGUGCUACCUAUGGUAAAAUGGACGCUGCUACGGCCAGUGGUGCAUCGGCAGAGGACGCCGCGUCCGGUAUCCUGAAAGCGAUCGCACGGGAUGAGAAGGACAUAAUCAUGGCACCGAUCGCACCGCGAGUUGCUUACUGGUUGCGCCAUUCGAUACCAUCGCUUUAUUUCUGGAUAAUGAAGAAGCGUGCGGAAAAACUAAACUCCUAAACCAAAGACAACAUACUGCUAGUUCCAUACUUUUUAAACCGCUAGGAAUCCAGUUCAGGGCAUUCAAUAUUUGUUACACUAAAAGUUACAUUAAUCGGCUGCUAUAUUAUACACUUCGUUACCCUUAGUUUAUUAGCAAUUAACUAUGAAAUGAUUGAACGCACGUCAGAUAAUCGUAUCAAAGACGAUAAACCGUACACAAUUGAGUAACCAUUAAAAUAGAAACAACCAACCAAACGUAGCAAAGUACACCCUAUUCCAAUAGAAGCAUCAAUUAAAGAUAAGCCAGAGUUAACAAAAGGAACCAAAACCUUCAUUUGUGUGAUAAUCAAUUAAUGCUUACUGUUUGCAAAUCACCCGAAAACGGUCUAUACUAAGAGGUAGAUAAGCCCUCUCUCGUCUACGCAACCUGUCGGAUCGGAAGGUCAUUAUGUGGCACUGAUGGAAGUAAUCUCAGGUCUAUAAAUAACACCACAAAACCUUUUUAUCGUAGCAUUUGCGCAUCUAAUGAACUAACGUCUCAAUGCGCUUGAGUCCAGUAAAUUUGCAAGGUCAUGUCCAUUAACUCCUCUGCAAGCAUCAUUAGAGGUUACCUUCGACUAAUAGGUUGUGGCGCGACAGGUGUGCGUGAGUGGGCCUAAUUUGAUGCAGGGUUUUCCAAGUAUUGUUAUGAAUUAACAGCGCUGGUUUGCGCGCUAAUUAACUCAUAACACGUUACAAUGACCUGAGCUUGCCUUCCAAUGUCCUACUGCUUAUAUAAUCCCCAAUUUGAUUUAUUAAAAAGUUAUAAAGUAAAACAAACAAAAGUUUCGGAUAAUUGCAGCAGAAAA
Anopheles moucheti is the source of this 1852-nucleotide messenger RNA. Its product is annotated as dehydrogenase/reductase SDR family protein 7-like. Bases 72 to 1022 code for a protein of 316 amino acids. Gene Ontology annotation, molecular function: oxidoreductase activity. Lineage: Eukaryota; Metazoa; Arthropoda; Insecta; Diptera; Culicidae. The record is from RefSeq and is a predicted model, not a curated record. The transcript has 4 exons. Gene Ontology annotation, cellular component: membrane.